UCGUCGCGAGGUUUCCGUCCUACCGAAAACAACGUUUUUUCAGUUGCUAUUAAAAGUCCGUAGCACAUAAAACUCGCCGUUUAAACCAGCGCAGCAUUUUCUCUUCUUAUCGACGAUUGCAAUUUUCUUUUUAUCGCGAGUGACAUUUAACUAUGACAUAAACGAGUUUAGAAUCAUUUCGAGCACGAUCGAUAGAACUUUUGUUUGGUGUACGAGUUGAAAUUUAAUCGAACAAACGUAGACGAUCAUUCCGAUGGAAUUUCAUUGGAAUCGUAUAUUUCCAGAGAAUACAAACUUGGCGCGCCCGUCGGGUUUUACGCGAUGAACGUCUUCGUGUAUCAACGGUAGAAGCGUUAUCGAAUUGUUGAACAGUUAAAUUGCGGAAGGUCGGACAACCGACCGAUCCCAGGAUACAGUUUGUAAUCGGAUCAUCGAAUACACGGUGCAAGUGAAUAAGCUCGUGUUAUUUUCUUAGUUUUAUUUCGAAGGGAGCUCUCUUUUAUCGCAUGUUGCACAAGAAUCGGGUCAACUAUUGUGAGCAGCCUUGAAGGUAGUUCCAAGUUCGGUCGAGAAUAAAUUAUUUCUGACUCGUUAUCAACAGUGUGUCGUGAUUUCGCGAGAAAUUCUUGAAACGAUUUCGUUGUCCAUAUAUAUCAACGAGUUCCCAUGUCGAAUAGCGGAGCUUUCGCAUCUAAAAGUUGUGUAUCUCUGAAAUAAUUCACUACUUCGUAUCGUUGCGCAGAUUUGAAUACUCCGUUGUUCGUUGUUCAGGAUACUCGGUCAGGAGUAUCCCGAGAACUCGAGUUUACCGCUGAACGAACAAAACUCAAACUAUACGUUCGAUUCAACGUUCGCCGAGUAAGUCUGCCAAUUGGUCGAUUAACGUGAAACGCGUAAAGUAUAAUAAACUCGACAUCGAAGAAUAGCGUUUUCUCAUCGUCCUGAGAGUGAAGGUCCAACGGUUUCUUAGAAAGGUUGUGCCGCCGGAAGUGUCCGUGAAAACGUGCCAGAUUUCGAUUGCUCGAGGUGAAGCCCCGCGAAAUCGCAGCAGCUAGAGGUCGUAUUCGAUCUUUCCAGCCGCCGAUGGGAGAGACGAGAAAACCUAAAGGGCGGAAAAAUGAUCACCGUGCCGUUAUCCGCUUCCAGUCCUUAUGCGAAGGUUACGUCCUACAGCGAUGCAAGCGUUAUUGGCAACAAGCCUACAGUCCAGCAAUUCCUAAGAGACAUGAAGGAACAUUCAGCCUCGUCCCGAUUCGAAGGCAGGGAUGUACCUCAAAGGUCGCAAAGCAGCGCGGCCAGCUUGAUGUCCUUAGAUGCUAACAUAUCUCCAAGUUCUUCCCAUUUCUUCGAGGUGCUUUACAUAGGAAAGCUCAGAGUAUCUCAUCCAAAAGUAUUGGAGUCUUUUAUCGACGAUGCGCUUGUUAGGUUUCGCGUUCACGGUCUCGACAAGUCGAGAUCGUCAUCGAGUAAUCUCGCCGAGUAUCAGCGUCAAUCACUUUUAACGUCUUCCAAUAACAGGAGAAAUAGCGAGGAAUCGACGGGCAGUGCCAGCGAGACCGGAAGCGUAGAAAAUGUGUCAGGAAGCGGCAUCAUAUCGCCAAUUAAUUCAUUGGGAGUGCCGUCGACACUCACGGGUUCAGUGGAAGCCAUUCCAAAGCCGCAAAAUGCCAGCGUUGCGGUGAAAGACGAACACGAGGAGAACCGGGACGCGGCAAACAACAAUUCCGUGCAAGUGCCGGAAGUUAUGCGGAACCGAGCAUCUUCCACUGGCAGUGUCUUGAAUGCUAGGAGGGAUUCCAUGUUAAAGGCUGGCGACGAACAUAAUCGCACGAUGCUCCUCCAGGUAGGCCGUCAUGAUUUGAGAUUGAUUAGUCCGGAUAGGAAGCAGGUGCUUCUUCACAAACAACUGAAGGACGUGGUCAGGUGCGUUCACGGUAUUAAGAAUCCGGAGCACUUUGGCUUCAUUUCCAGGGAGAACAACGUAGAUUGCUUCAGCGGUUAUCUGUUCAAGUGUCAGUCAGGAUCCGUAGCGGAUGACCUUGUCACUGCUAUCUCGCAAGCAUUCGUUGGAACUGGCGAUAUAAUAAGAAAGGAAAGGUACUCCGUGUUUUCGUGCGAACACUGUCCCAUGUAUUGGUACAACAAGUUGUGCCAGGAGAUCGAAGGGCAGAAUGACAGAAGGACGCAGAACAUAAUUUUCUCGCGAAUGGAACUGCUGCCGGAGGACGAACAGGAGAUCGUCGUUAGCAAGUACAAAAGCGCCGAGUCCGCUGGCGGCACUGGGACGACUUUACGCGAACAGAAUCAGUUUUUAAUGAGGUUGUUGCGAGUUCAUUGCGAGGGAAAACAAGCCAGGCAUGUUCACGAUACGGCUGAGAAUAGGAGUGAAUUUCUCAACCAGUACUUAAGUGUGGGCGUCGGAAGCACAAUAUUCAUGAAAGCGAAACGCUCGCUUACAAAUAGUUUUGAUAAUCUGAUGAAGAGAAAGGGUUCGCGGGACGACCUUGGUCUUGUCUCGCAUUUGAGGGACACGAGCCACUUAAAUACUGUGAUAAAAAGUGCUAGCCAAAGCCCUGAUAUUUCGCGACAGCCAUCUAUGGCGGACAUCUCCUUGGACUCUGGUAGACCAAGAUCAUUGAGAGUUUCACCCGAGCAACAAUUGACUGUGAAUACUGGACCAAAGAGUCCUAUGAUGGACAUUUUCUUGAAGGUAGGGAAUUCGCCGAAAAUGUCACCGACCGAGACCGAUGGAAACAAUUCGGUGCAGUCGAACAGUUCGUGGAGGCAAGCUAUAUUGAAUCGAGUUGUAACUCCUAACAAAGAUCACGAGAAAGAGAACGAUAAGUCAGAAAACAGUAGUAUUAUGAAAACCCCUGAAACAACUCCGAAGCAGAAGACAAGGCAGGAAUUAAGGGAUCUCUGGAAGAAAGCGAUAAAUCAGCAAGUGAUAUUAAUAAGAAUGGAGAAAGAGAACGCAAGGCUUAGAGUGCGCCAAGAAGAGGCAACUGUUAAGAGAAUCAAGUUGGAAUACGAUGAACUUAGCAGUUGUGCUCGCGAAUUGAUGGAAGUAUGGGAUCUUCUGGUCAGUAAAGAAUCGAGAGUCUCGACGAAAUGUGAUAAUCAAAUGCUUUUACAUGCUAUUAAACAAGGUGUACCAAAAGGAAAAAGAGGAGAAGUAUGGCAAUUCUUAGCUGAACAAUUUUGUUUGAAGCAACCACCUAUAGAUACACGCGAUUUUCCUAACUACAAUACACCAUACGACUUGCUUUUAAAGCAACUUACGUCCCAACAACACGCAAUUCUGAUCGAUCUGGGUCGAACGUUUCCAAAUCAUCCAUAUUUCAGUUCACCGUUAGGGCCUGGACAAUUAGCAUUGUUCAAUUUAUUGAAAGCUUACUCGCUUCUAGAUCACGAAGUCGGUUAUUGUCAAGGACUCAGUUUCGUCGCUGGCGUUCUUUUAUUACACAUGUCAGAGGAUCUAGCGUUCUUCCUCCUGCGGCACUUGAUGUUUCGACGGGGCCUAAGGAAACUGUAUCUUCCCGAUAUGGCUGCGUUACAGCUGUACUUAUAUCAAUUGUCUAGAUUGCUACACGAUAGGUUACCAGCGAUUUAUAACCAUUUUGAUAAGCAUGACGUUUCGCCCACGUUGUAUGCUGCCCCAUGGUUGCUGACUUUAUUCGCGAGUCAGUUUCCAUUGGGUUUUGUAACCAGAGUUUUUGAUUUACUUUUCCUGGAGAGCACGGAAGUACUUUUCCGCGUGUCAAUGGCAUUACUGCAGGACCAUCAAGAUCAAUUACUGAUCUGUGACAGUUUUGAAGAAAUCAUGGAAUAUCUCAAAACACGGGUACCAGCAGUAGACAAAGAAAUUUUGGACCGUGUGAUGAAACGUGUAUUUUAUCCUGAUCAAGAAAUUACAAAACAAUUGAACGAAUAUAGAGUGGAGUACCAAGUGUUGCAAGAAGAGAUGAUGGUCGUAAAGCCACAAGUAGAAAAUAUGGAGAAGCUGAAGGUGAUCAACAAACAGUUGACGCAAGAAGUCGCGCAACUUAGCGAACAACUUGAAAUCACCAUGAGUAACUUCCAUCGUCUAGAAACGGCGCGAUCGAUGCAGCAAUCGACUCUCCUCAAGCUCGAGUCUCAAAAUCGCAGUCUGGAGGUGACCGUUUCAACGUUGGGCGCGUUUGUUCAACAACUGUCCGACACGCGUCCAGAUAUCGAGCUUCCAGGCGACAUUCGUCGAAUAAUCGCACAGCUGACUCUAGCCGAGAAACGGAGAAACGUUUCUGGCGAACGCAGAUCCUAUCCAUUGAAAGUGAUAGAGGAUAACAACAAGUUUGCAAUGAUCAAAAGUAACUCCACGGGUAGAGAUUCCCAUAAUUUUAUGAAGAACAGUAAUAUCGCAGUAGAAACACCGUAUCCUCUUAAGUCCACGUUAAGUCAACCGAAUUUAGCAACCAAGCUCGAGAGGGUCUCGUCGUUCUUUUCUAACUCGCACAACCAUAUACAAAAGCAACGGGCACAAUUGGCUGCUCUCAGGAACGAAUAUUCGACGGAACAAAUUGUCAGGAACGACGAAAACGAUCCGAAGACGGUGAAUAUAGACAUUCAGAUCACUGACACGAUGAACUCGACCGAGGAGCCAAUCAUACAGAACGAUAAGCACCUGAAGGUCCAAGCUGUGAACUUGGAGAAGUCGGUUUCACUGCCGUUAAAUAAUCGAAUGAAGCUAAAGUCGUCCAAGUCCGCAUACGAGCUGGGAUCAGUGAAAAAAGUACCAACCACCAAACUGGAAGCCACAACCGAUGACGACGAGGCAAAUCUGUCGGGGACCGUGCAUCCGUUGGAUACUUGUAGCGACGUGAACUUCAAAUACGGGGGCACGACGAAGUUGAAAUCGAUUAAGCCGGCCCGACUUCCAAGCCCGAGUGGCCAAGAGGACGCCGUAAAUAAGAACGCUCAAAGCCAAAAUGUAGAGACGUUGAACAGAUAACAAUUGUUUAUGAUGUUACGCUCAAGGAAGAUACCUUGGAAGAUAACAACUUUAAGGAAAGUAUACCCGAAAAACUAAUAACGUGUUUCAUACCGCGUUAAUCUCUUGUACACACUUUUGAUACGAUGAUCGAUUUUCAUUUUUUAACGAACGUCUGUUUGCCUAGCGGAUUGUCGAUCGAAACGCCGGGACCUCGCACUUCCCUUUUAUGAUACUUAUACCAAUGAUUUAAUACCUUAAUAAGAGUGGAGGAUUAGAAAGAAUUAGAAAACAGAGUCAAUUUAUAACAUACAUGCAUAUAUAUUGUAGAGUCGAUUAAAUCUGCAACCUAAAAUAUUUCCGUUGCUUUUGAUGGUACAAGAAAAUGUUUAAAACAUAUUUAUUUCGAAUGGGCAAAUAUUGCGAUAAAGAUCUCUUUCUCAAAGUCAUAUUUUUCGAAAGUUUAAGGUUAUGGAUUUUUUGUUUAAAUAUAAAGUGAUAGAUUUUAUAAUAAUAAGUUAAAUUCAGUCGACAUGUUGAACUUCGAAUGACCAGAUGAAGAAUUAUUCUUAUGAAAUAAUUUUAAUAAAAGGACUAUCACUAACCGUGAAAUGUCGAAAAAUGUGACGUCAAGCAAAGAAUCUUUAUCGUCAUAAUAUUUAUCCCUUCAAAACAAAUAACUGUUCGAUGAAGCAUUGUCUCGUAUCAUUAAAAGCAACAAAGUCAUUUUAGGUUCCAAAAUUGGGACGUCUACCGUGCGUAUUAAGUUAUUGCAUAUGAAAUGUUGGAUUUUGUAGAGAAACUCGUAUCGAUGUGUUUUCGCUAACGAAGUUUUCGAAAUCGUUCUUCGAAGCUUCAUCCUUGAAUCUGAAUGUUUGUAAAAGAAGUAAAUAAAUAGAUAGUGGCCGAGUCAGCACAAUUAUUUAGUGAUAAUGUAAUAAAUAACUCCGACGAAAACAUCCAACGUUUCAUAGGUAAAAACAUAAUGAAAAAAGUUAUUAUCUUAGUGUACGCAUAUAUGUAACAAAAUGAAUUAGAAAGAUGAUUAGGAGGAAGUCGUCGGAUAAGUUAGAACUUACUACAAGUAUGUAUCUAUUUCGCAUAAGUUAUGUUAAUUUUGACUCGUAGGAGAAAAUAGGGAACAUUUACAUGAAUAUAGUACAUACACUUGUUGCCGAUAAGGAAUUUGUUUUGAACGGCGGUAACACAAAAAAUAUUGGAUUCUAUUUAACUCUGUGACGUAAUAGGAUUUUUAUAAACAACUGUAUAAAAUGUAUAAAAUGUAUCGAAGGUUAAUGUGUUACUGGUGCAAACUAAAUUUCUUACAGUCUGGCAAACACAGUCAUAUCCGUAAGUUAAAAUAAGUAUCAGAAUGUAUAGUAGGUUGUGUGCAAAAAUAAUAGGAAUUUGUUUAAGAAAUAAACGUUGAGUAUAGAAUAAACUCGGUUUGUUCGAUUAAUGAUAUAUUUUCUGUUAUUAGCGUAGAAUGAUCCGAUAUUUUUGUUUGUCAACAAAAAUACCGUUCUAGAAAUAAAAAAUAAAUUGACUCCACUUUCUCUUAAGGCGUAAAUUUCCUACCUAACAAAAGAAGAUAUAUCAUUGCCUCAACAUGAUUGUUUCUAAACUAAAAAAAAUUUCUAUUACUUUUGCCUGAACCGUUGAGAGAAGUGCCAAACUUUCCAAAAGUAAAGAAUUGUGAAUAGCAAGUAGACAAAGGCAAGUCUUAAAUAAUUAUCACAGAACGUGUAACUAUAUCGUGUAUAAUUGGAGACGCAUAUUUAUAAAAUAUAAUUUACAGGCUUUUGUGCACUUUAUAAGAUUCGAAGAAUCAAGUAUUACUAUUUUUGCACAAAGUAAAGCCUUGUGAUAUCAGGGAUGUAUGUAAUGUUAUUCAGCAUUCUUAUAGUCACGAAUCGUUACCAUUUCUCGACACAAAAUCGCGAUGCUGAUAGGUUAUAAAAAUACUCAACACUGUCGGUGGUGAAUGUUAUGAAACAUUUCAUUGACAGUUUAUCAUGAAAUUAUUUUCAUUCGACAAGACAACAUAUUUUCAACUCAAAAUAAUACCAAUUCAUAAUAAUCAAAAGUACGAAAAUGAAGAAUGUUCAGCAGAUGUUUAUAUAGUGAUCGUUAAAACAAUAAAAUAUUUUGUAGUAUUCGAAUUUAUAUCUUCCGGGUAGUGAUUUGUACGGAUAGAUGUUGAAAACUAAUUACGAUUAAGGAUAUGGAAAUAAAUGUGUAAUUGUCGUGUUGAAAUAUUUGUAGACUUUACGAUCGUGUUACUAUUGUUAGCAUAGAUGUAGUCAUGGCCGUCGUUUGUUCUCCUCUUAAUUUUAUUGUGAUAGCAGUAAAUGUACUUCCAUAAAAUAAGAUAUUUUGAAUAAGUAUACAAGAUAUUGUCAUAAAAAAGAAGUAACGGAACAUGGAUUUGUACUACUUUGUAUAUAUCGAGGAAAUUUACACAAUUUUCUCUGACAACUGUACUGAAAAUUUCAUAUCUCAGGUGACCAUCCCCAAAUUUCUAUUAAUAACGUAGCAUUUUCAAAACUUAAGUUGCCAAUUACUCCAGCUUGAUUUUCAUACACACGUGCAUUAUCCAACGCAAAUGUGCGUUAAAAAAAAAAAAUUGAAGGACGUAAAAGAGAUCAACCUCUUUUAUAAACUCUCGUGAAUGUUAUUUUAUUAUCCUGUAUGUAGAUUAACAAAUCAAAACAUGUGCAAUUGUUUUAUUUUUGAACGAUUAACGUACUGUUCUGUUUCAAACAUGUGCUGAUAAGAGAUUUUCUUCCGUCUGUAUAUUAUAUACAAUUUUCAUUAAAGUUAGCUUUAUAAUCUUUAA
Messenger RNA from Hylaeus volcanicus, 7808 nucleotides. It is a transcript of the gene plx, whose product is annotated as TBC1 domain family member 1. Lineage: Eukaryota; Metazoa; Arthropoda; Insecta; Hymenoptera; Colletidae. The transcript is spliced from 14 exons. The record is from RefSeq and is a predicted model, not a curated record. Bases 1118 to 4990 code for a protein of 1290 amino acids.